AUGGAGCCAGUAGGUCUUGCGGUAGCGUGCGCUGGGGCAUUCCAGCAGCUGUUUGAGAUCGCAUUAGCGGCCAAGAAAGCAAUCGACGCAGCCAAAAACUUUGGUGACGAGGCGAUCAAGCUUCAAGAUGCACUAGGAGCGCACAGAGCUCGAGCAACAGCCUUGCAGGGUCUGCUUUUCGACCCUUUUGGAGAUACAGCACCGGGGCAAGAGAUUGCCAGCACUGGAUCACAGCUUUUUGAUGAAAUCCCUGAGUAUGUCCAACUAGCCAUUGUUGACUGUCUGCGCCAAUGUGAUCGUGUGGAAACCGCGCGGUACCCGAGUCUCGAAGGGUACCAAAGGACAGGCAUGGAAGCAAAGGUGGGAAUGAAGUCACUCGAUCAUCUGAACGAAUCCCCGGAAGAGAUUAUGCAACGCAAGGCAAGAACAGCGACGUUGGCAAAGUGGGCAAUCAAAGAUCGCAAAAAGAUGAAGAAGAUGGUUGAAGAAUAUGGGAGCUGGAUCAGCAUGGCUUUUCAACUCGUCAGAGAUUACCUCUUGAUUGUUGAAACCAAUGAUCGCCGACUUACUGCGUUGGAGAAAAGUCGACCUGCGGCAGCACUUGGUCUAGCCCAGGAUGCUCGCCUUCGUCGCAUUACAGCGUAUGAAGCCGUGCCGCCCGAUGUCAGAAUCAUCAAACUGGAUCUGGACAUGCGUGAUUUGGAUAUAGGAGAACAGGAGGCACCCGCGGAGGAGGCGGCGGAGGAGCUUACAUCAUCCUUGCAGAAGCUGUCGGUUCAAGGCCAGUUGAUGCUGGUCGAGUACCACGAAUAUACCGUGGAUAUAUCCGCUACCGCCAUAGGCAGCGUUCCGCCUCUUGUUCACGAGCAGGUUGGACAGUUGGCAGCUCUUAUGCAGAGCCCGAAACCGGCUGAAUUUCUGGCUCUCCAAUCAACCGGUCUGCUACAUCAACCGGCCUUGAACCGCUUCGCCUUCUUCUACGAGAUACCUGGAAAUCCUAGCUUUCUCCAGAUGGAGAAUCUCGAGCAAAUUGUGCAGAAACAUCAAUUCCUCAAACCAUCUCUCACGCAACGGGUCUGGCUUGCGCGGCGGUUGGUAGGUGCAGUUGCAAAUUUCCAUACAGUUGGCUGGAUUCACAAAAGCCUUCGAAGCGCGAACGUCGUUUUCUUUCGUCAGUCGUGGCCGGAAUACGCUCCAUUUCCGGACGAUGGGUUCAGUAACUUACGAAUCUGCGGCUUCGAAUACUCUCGUCCUUCUCAACCUGGCGUCGGUUCAUUGCGGUACGCAGACUCCAGCAUCGCGAGAAAUGUCUACCGCCAUCCGGAGCGGUGGGGCAAGCCGGCCAAAUAUUUCAUGCCUCAACACGAUUUCUAUGCGCUCGGGGUGAUAUUGCUUGAAAUCGGCUUAUGGGAAUCCGUGUUCUCUCUCCAAUCUCAUCGCUUCAAGAAUUGGCGAGAAAAUCCGGAACUAGUCCGUCAAAGAAUUCUCGAGCAUACCCGGACAAGGCUGGCCGCUGCCGCGGGCGAGGAGUAUGCGAAAGUGGUUCUACUCUGUCUCACGGUCAAGUCGCCGUGGGAAGAUGACUCGGGGGUUGAGAUCCAAGCAUGGUUCCAAACCAAUGUUGUUGAAUCAUUGGAGGGCGUUGCUUGCUAG
Cladophialophora psammophila CBS 110553 is the source of this 1653-nucleotide messenger RNA. RefSeq lists its product as uncharacterized. Gene Ontology annotation, biological process: protein phosphorylation. Gene Ontology annotation, molecular function: ATP binding; protein kinase activity. The coding region runs from base 1 to 1653 and encodes 550 amino acids. The transcript has a single exon. The record is from RefSeq and is a predicted model, not a curated record. NCBI's taxonomy places the organism in Eukaryota, Fungi, Ascomycota, Eurotiomycetes, Chaetothyriales, Herpotrichiellaceae.